Antechinus flavipes (yellow-footed antechinus) is the source of this 707-nucleotide messenger RNA. Its product is annotated as prolactin-inducible protein homolog. Gene Ontology annotation, cellular component: extracellular region. Gene Ontology annotation, biological process: regulation of immune system process; proteolysis. NCBI's taxonomy places the organism in Eukaryota, Metazoa, Chordata, Mammalia, Dasyuromorphia, Dasyuridae. Gene Ontology annotation, molecular function: aspartic-type endopeptidase activity. The transcript is spliced from 4 exons. The coding region runs from base 47 to 487 and encodes 146 amino acids. The record is from RefSeq and is a predicted model, not a curated record.
GCUAUUACUCUGGUUAGCGUGGAAGUCACCCUUUUUGCCCUACAAAAUGUCUUUUCUCCAAGCAACAGUGAGAUGCAGCCUCACUGCCUUGUUCCUGGGGCUCUGCCUACAACUAUGCAUUGGGCAAGAUGAUAAAAACCGGAAGCCACUUGUUCUGAAAAUGAGCCCAAUACCAAGUGUUAAAAGAAGUGAACAAUGGGAAGUAAGAUGUAAUGUUUCAACUGAAGCAAGAGAAUGUGUGCCAAUGCUAAUAUAUACUACGACCGAUUCAGCCACUAAUUGUGCUUAUAAGGAAUACGUAUAUAAAGCCUGUAUAUGCCCAGGGGACAGUGCAAGGAACUUCUACUGGGACAUGUGCAGCCAAAAUGAUGUAACCGUGAACUGUAAGGCUGUUACUAUUUUAGAAAAGGGCAUCUGUGAAUAUGGUUACGUGCCAGUAACCCGCUAUAUUGCUAAAGCAAACCAAACAUACACUCCAAGUGACUGAAUUGGACUCCUGUUCUCCCUGUCCCUGGCUGGUCAUGCUGCAGAGAGAUGCCUUGGGAAUGAACAUCUGAAGCCACUGAGGUCUAUGAGAUAAACAUCCUACAAAGCUUCUUGUUUGUCUGGGUUAUUCCAAUCUUGUUUUGUUUUGAUUGCUUUCCUGCCCCACAAUACCUACACUUAAUGCCUGUAUACCUUCUAAUAAACUCGAGUGAUCUCAAUAA